This is a messenger RNA of Scatophagus argus, 2983 nucleotides long. It is a transcript of the gene hid1b, whose product is annotated as HID1 domain containing b. Lineage: Eukaryota; Metazoa; Chordata; Actinopteri; Scatophagidae. The transcript is spliced from 19 exons. The record is from RefSeq and is a predicted model, not a curated record. Gene Ontology annotation, cellular component: Golgi medial cisterna; membrane; Golgi trans cisterna. The coding region runs from base 119 to 2545 and encodes 808 amino acids.
CUGAAUGCGUCAGGGGCGCAGAGCGGCUGUCAGCGGUGGAUGAGGGAGAUUAUCCUCCCUUACGGACACUCAGAGUUAACGCGGAUCCAAACAGGCAGGAGGCCGCUGGUGACUCAAAAUGGGAAACGCCGAUACCAAACUUCACUUCAGAAAAGCGGUGAUUCAGCUCACAACCAAAACUCAGCCGGUAGAAGCCACAGACGAUGCCUUCUGGGACCAGUUCUGGGCCGACGGCUCCACCACCGUCCAGGACAUUUUCGCUCUGGUGCCGGCGGCGGAGAUCCGAGCUGUCAGAGAGGAAUCUCCGUCAAACCUGGCAACCCUCUGCUACAAGGCGGUGGAGAAGCUGGUCCAGGGCGCAGAGUCCGGCUGCCCCUCGGAGAAACAGCGGCAGGUUGUCCUGAACUGCAGCCGCCUGCUCACCCGCAUCCUGCCCUACAUCUUCGAGGACGCCGACUGGAGAGGCUUCUUCUGGUCCACCGUGCCCGGAGCCGGCAGGGCGGGGCGCCUUGAUGAAGACGAUGACGAUGAUGAAGCACGGCCGUUGGCUGAGUCCCUGCUGCUGGCCAUCGCCGACCUGCUCUUCUGUCCAGAUUUCACAGCUCAGAGGCAGAAGAAGAGCAGCCCGGAUGCAGCUGAGGACAUUCGAUCCAUAGACAGCUGUGAGUACAUCUGGGAGGCCGGCGUGGGCUUCGCUCAGUCACCUCCUCUGAACUACGUCCACGACCUGAACAGGACUGAGCUGCUGAAGCUGCUCCUCACCUGUUUCUCUGAGGCCAUGUACCUUCCUCCAUCCUCUGAAAGAAAAAACAUCAACCCCUGGGUCUCCUUCUUCUGCUCCUCAGAAAACAGACAUGCCCUGCCUCUGUUCACCUCCCUGCUCAACGUGGUGUGCGCCUACGACCCCGUGGGCUACGGCAUCCCGUACAACCACCUGCUGUUCUCCGACCACCGGGAGCGGCUGGUGGAGCAGGCGCUGCAGAUCCUUAUCGUCACUCUGGAGCAGGAGGCCGGGUCGGGCGCCAGCGCCACCCUACGGGCCCUGGACGGCUCCGCAUCGCCUUCAGACGUGGAGGAGCAGCAGCCGGCGGAACCUGAAAACCUCUUUGUGAAUUAUCUCUCGAGGAUACACAGAGAAGAGGACUUGAGCUUCAUCCUGAAAGGUCUGGCACAGCUGCUCAACAAUCCUCUCGUCCAGACUUACCUGCCGCAUUCCACCAAGAAGAUCCAGUUCCAACAGGAGCUGCUGAUCCUCUUCUGGAAGUUCUGUGACAUCAACAAGAAGUUCCUGUUCUUUGUGCUGAAGAGCAGUGAUGUGCUGGACAUGCUGGUUCCCAUCCUGUUCAACCUGAACAGCGCCAGAGCCGAUCAGUCUCGCGUGGGGCUCGUGCACAUCGGCGUGUUCAUCCUCCUGCUGUUAAGCGGAGAGAGAAACUUCGGCGUUCGGCUGAACAAGCCGUACACCCUCAGAGUCCCGAUGGACAUCCCUGUUUUCACGGGAACCCACGCCGACCUGCUCAUCGUGAUCUUCCACAAAAUCAUCACCAGUGGACAUCAGCGACUCCAGCCUCUGUUUGACUGCCUGCUCACGAUCAUAGUGAACAUUUCACCUUAUCUGAAGAGCCUGUCCAUGGUGGCAGCCAACAAGCUCCUCCACCUCCUGGAGGCCUUUUCCACCACCUGGUUCCUGUUCUCCCUGCCCCAGAACCACCACCUGGUCUUCUUCCUGCUGGAGGUCUUCAACAACAUCAUCCAGUAUCAGUUUGAUGGUAACAGUAACCUCGUGUACGCCAUCAUCCGGAAGCGGAACAUUUUCCACCAGUUGGCCAACCUGCCGUCUGACGCAGCGUCUAUUCAGAAGGCUCUGCAGAAGAAGAAAAAUUCUGCAGUUUCCAGGACCAACUCAAUCGUGCCAGAGUCCAUGGAGGGCUCCACACCUGCUGCACCUGCUGAGCCUGGCACACUGAAAGCCAGCUUAGAGGACACUCCAGGCAUUGAUAAGAUAACAGAGAAGGCCCAGGUGAGUGAGGACGGCACCAUGGUGACUGUGCCACAUUCAGACUCUCCAAAGACCAGCGCCGACAGCAGUGCUGCUGCUGGAGCCGGCGACACGAGUCACGAGUCCAGCUCAAAGAGAGACCACGAGGUGGACCACGCAGAGCCAGAGGCAGCAAGGAGUCGGUUGUCGAGUGUGUCCUCAUCAGCAGCCUGGAGAGCUAAUCCAGACUGGGUGUUGGCAUGGAAAGCGAAGCUCCCUCUCCAGACCAUCAUGCGGCUCUUACAAGUUCUGGUUCCUCAGGUGGAGAAGAUCUGCAUCGACAAGGGUUUGACAGACGAGUCAGAAAUCCUGAAGUUCCUGCAGCACGGCACGCUCGUCGGCCUCCUGCCCGUCCCUCAUCCCAUCCUCAUCAGGAAGUACCAGGCGAACGCCGGCACAGCCAUGUGGUUCCGCACCUACAUGUGGGGAGUCAUCUACCUGCGCAACGUGGAUCCUCCAAUCUGGUACGACACGGACAUAAGGCUGUUUGAGAUCCAGAGGGUUUAAAUGUCCAGCUGUCCUCACACAGACACCUCACUCACACCUGAGCUGUGAGCACAGCAACAGCUCACAUCUUAUCUAAAAGGAAACCAGCAGUGCUGACCUUCGCUCUUCCUGCCAGCUGUGAGGGUUUAGACAAACGUGAAAAAUGUCUGAAUGUGUCAAAACUUUGAGUUACUGCACAUCUCGUACAACCUGUGGUAUGAGUGGAUGCAGUAGAGGCCAAAUGGUCAUUAAAUCUGACACCCGAUGAGACGUUUGCUGAAUAUUUAAGAUUUAUUCAUCGCGUUUUACGAAGUGACGCCGUUGUGCCGAAGCCUUUCACACGCGUGCUGAAAGGAAACCGAAUGUGGUCUGAUGAGGGACUGAAAACUGCAUACUGCUUCAUCAUGUAAAUACAAAAUGUUGUACACUGCAUUAAAAACUGAUGGGUUUCAGCUCGGA